Molecule: messenger RNA, 978 nt
Organism: Selaginella moellendorffii
Lineage: Eukaryota; Viridiplantae; Streptophyta; Lycopodiopsida; Selaginellales; Selaginellaceae
Product: pentatricopeptide repeat-containing protein At4g02750-like
Exons: 1
Coding region: 1-978 (325 amino acids)
Molecular function (GO): protein binding
Source: RefSeq, a predicted model, not a curated record
AUGAUCGGAUUUCACGGCGGUGGUCACGGUGUUCUUCCCGGUGGAGGCGGCGUUGGGCGAUCGACCGUAUGUCCGCGUCCGCUCGCGGUACUUCCUGGCCAUGACGACGUGCCAGUGGUUCUUGACUGCAUUGUCGGUUCUUCCCGGGAAGAGCCGCGCGAUCGUCGCCCACUUGUUGCCGUGGAAUCUGUGCGCCCCCAGCAGCCGCUCCUCCUCCUCCUCCGGGAACGGCUGCCGGCGUGGGAGAGCGUCGCUUGGAACACGCUCAUCGCUGGGUUGGGUCUGCGAUCGCGGAUCUCCGAGGCAAAGUCACUGUUUGAUCGAAUGCCCGCAACGAAGAACAUCAUCUCGUGGAUGUCGAUGAUCCAGGGAUUCGUUGAGACAGGCAGCGUGGAUGAUGCUAAAGAGCUCUUCGAUGUCAUGCCUGGAUGGGAUCCAGCGUCUUGGAACUUGGUUCUCCAGGCGUAUGCCCAGAAUGGGCAUACUGAGAGCGUCAAGAGCGUGUUCCAGGAGAUGCCCGAGAAAUCUCUCCUCGCCCACGUUUUCCCCAUCGCGGCAUUCGCGCAGGGAGGCCAGAUCGCGGAGGCCAAGAGCGCGUUCGAUCGGAUGGUCCGGCUGGACAUCACGGCCUGGAACACGAUCAUCGCUGCCUACUGCGGCGAUCACGAUCUAGGCUUGAACAACGCGCGCAGAGGAUUCGAUCGGGCUCCCAAGCGCGACAUCGUGUCGUGGAACACGACCAUCAGUGGCUACGUCCAGCGCGAGAAUCUGGAGGAGGCCAAGCUCCUGUUUGAUGCCAUGCCCGAGAAGAACAGAGUCUCUUGCAAUGCGAUGCUCGCUGGCUACUCCAAUCGAUGCCUCGCGGACGAGGCCGCGGAUCUCUUCCACUCCAUGACCCAGUCUGCGACCACGCAGCCGGAUCGCCUGUCCCUCACGGCCGGAUCGGCCGGCUGGGCGACGCGAUCGAUCUGGCGAUGA